Molecule: messenger RNA, 1270 nt
Organism: Colletotrichum destructivum
Lineage: Eukaryota; Fungi; Ascomycota; Sordariomycetes; Glomerellales; Glomerellaceae
Exons: 2
Coding region: 110-1150 (346 amino acids)
Source: RefSeq, a predicted model, not a curated record
CCUCGUCCUCCUCAAUUACCUCACUUUCUUCUUUCAUACUAUCUUUCCUUUGUUUUCUGCAUCUGACUCCACGAAACCUUUUGAAUGCACGCAACAAGAGUUGGUCAAAAUGACUGGACAUCAACGACUCCUUCAUCUAGUCUGUUUUGCAACCCUUCUGUGGUCAUUUUUGUGUAACGGAGCCCCCUUCAAUGUGGUAUCCAUCCGUCAGGAGCAUAGCAGAUCGCCUGCAGAUAACAGCAUUGUCGACAAGCAUCUCCAGGGCUACACCACAUCUGGAUCUCAAUGCCUGGACACCAACAGCGAAACGCAGCUGGAUAAAACCCUUGGUUCUACGUUAUCUAAGAGGGCCCUGAAGAGUAAACCCGGGUUUGGUUCUAAAUUACUGAAGGGUCUCCCCAAUCUGGCCACUAAGCAGCCCUCCCGUGUUAGGAAGAACAGAGAUCAGUCUUCUACUGAAGAAGGGUCUAAAAAGAAGGGUUUCAUGAAGGGGUCUACUGAUGACGCUUCUACUGAGGGGUCAAUUGAUGAGGCCUUUACUGAAGAGGGGCCUAAGAAGAAGGGGUCUACUAAAAAGGGGUCUCUUGAUGAGGGGUCUUUUGAUGAGGCCUCUACUGAUGAGGGGUCUGUUGAAGAUACCUUUACUGAAGAGGGCUCUAAAAAGAAGGGCUCUAAGAAGGGGUCUACUGAUGAGGCUUCUACUGAGGGGUCUAUUGAUGAGGGGUCUUUUGAUGAGGGGUCUGUUGAAGAUGCCUUUACUGAAGAAGGGUCUAAGAAGAAGGGUUCUAAGAAGAAGGGAUCUACCGAUGAGGCUUCUACUGAUGAGGCUUCAACUGAAGAAGGAUCUUCUGAAGAAGCCCUCAAUGAAAAAGGGUCUAAGAAGAAGGGUUCUAAGAAGAAGGGGUCUACUGAUGAGGCUUCUACUGACGAGGCUUUAUCUGAUGAGGGGUCUUUUGAUGAGGGAUCUUCUGAAGAAGCCCCUGCUGAUAAGGGGUCCAAGAAGAAGGGUUCUAAGAAGAAGGGGUCUACUGAUGAGGCUUCUACUGAUGAGGCUUUAACUGAAGAGGGAUCUACUGAAGAAGACUCUGCUGAAAAGGGGUCUAAGAAGUCGUCUAAAAAGAAGGGGUCUGGCGAAGAGGACCUUACUUAAAGACGCUUAACUUAAGAGGGCUUCUGUAUUACAGUCACCUGGGAAGAUGUGCGAAAGUUGAAUGUAUUUACACGUUAUUAUUCGCAUUCUCCAUAUAGCUGUAGCCACCCUGAUUCGUAC